Messenger RNA from Copidosoma floridanum, 2662 nucleotides. Its product is annotated as pyridoxal-dependent decarboxylase domain-containing protein 1. Gene Ontology annotation, biological process: carboxylic acid metabolic process. Gene Ontology annotation, molecular function: pyridoxal phosphate binding; carbon-carbon lyase activity. The record is from RefSeq and is a predicted model, not a curated record. Lineage: Eukaryota; Metazoa; Arthropoda; Insecta; Hymenoptera; Encyrtidae. Gene Ontology annotation, cellular component: intracellular membrane-bounded organelle.
CAGAGACGACGACAACAUACCUAUAAGUUUCUUUGAGUUUACGUGGAGGUAAUAAUAAUAAUACAGUCGUGCUGUGAUUGCCUGCCACGAUGGCCGAUGAGGCUACAGCUGGUGCUGGUUCGCCGACGAGCGCUAUGGCAAAAACUAUGAAGUCCCAGCAAACCGUAGUCCCGAAUAACGUACCCGAGAGCCCAGUAGAAAGUGAAUUGAGUAUACUUAAGAUGCAAGCAUAUCAAACCCUAGAAAGGCUGGAGGAGUCUGGUGAGAAAGGAACAGAAUCCGAAGGAGCAACGUGGAACAAUCCUUUAGGUUUCUUGUUACAUGCCAAAGCACCAGAAGAGAUUUUCACUCUCAUACAAGACCUGGUAGUCUACGAGGAAGCACCAGCCCAGGUUAAAGAUGGCAAGUCACCAACCGAGCAAAAUCAAAUAACAAGUUUGCCACCACUGACAGAUGCAGCCAAGCUCGCUCUGAUAUCGCAUUCGGUGUCGGCCUAUGCCAUGUCAUUGCCGAGAUCGCACUCUCGCAAACUGGCCUCUCGCCUGACCGUGGAUACCACGAGAUGGCUGAGUCACAUCUUUCGAUUCGUCGACUGUGCCUCGGCCUUUCACGAGGAUCCACUCGAGGGUCUCGUGAGGGUGACAAGGCUUGCCCUCCAUAAAAAGUACCCGAGGUACAUGGACGAGGGAUACGCUGCACUGGCCAACUCGCCGCCAUUGAUUUACAGUAGCGUCGCGCCUCUUGGCUUGGUUCAACAUUUGUGCAAACAGCUUCUGUUACCAUUGCACUGUAUCAGACCGAUUCCCCAAAACACUUUGUUCGGUUCGCGUCAUACAAUGGACAUUGCAGCCCUGGAAAGACGCCUGACCGAGGAUUCUCAGUCAAAUUCCGUGACUCCCUUGUUGGUACUGGCUGAAGCCGGAUCUGAGCUCACGGGACAUUGCGACAAUAUUACUAGGCUACAGGAAAUAUGUGAUAAAUAUAAUGUCUGGCUGCAUCUUCGCGGCAAUUCCUUAGCAGCUUUAGCUUUAAGUAACUCGUCCAAGGAUUUGACUUCAAAACUUGCCGACAGUAUUACAUUGUCCCUUGGUGUUUGGCUGGGCAUACCUUCGCUACCAGUGGUCACGUUGUACAGAUUGACCGAUACACGAGGUGGACACUCGACUGCCAGUCUGAUUGCAGAAACGCUCUCAGGGCGUCUGCCUACUUUGCCGCUUUGGACGGCGUUACAGGCCUUGGGCAGGGACAGCAUUGUCAACCGGUUCAAGCACUGCUUCUUGGUUGUCGAAGAGCUCUACAAUAAGCUCAAAAAAUUCAACUGUAUCAGAUUGCUCAGCCAGGAACCAGGAGGCGAUGGCGGUGUUUACUCGUUAAAAGAAAUCCUAACAAACAACACGCUUGGCACAGCUCAGCUACUCGAGGUUGUGUCCAGUGCUUUGGUUUUCCAGUUUGUGCCAUCCAAGGACGAAGAUCAAUCGCAACAACAGCAGCAGGAACAACAACGCGUACCCGCUUAUUACGACAAGCUAAACUCAUGGCUCGGCCAGAUCCUCCAACGCGACAUACAGAACGUCGAAAUUGAGUUUUGUAAAAUCGAACAGUAUGGUGUCGCUAUCAGGAUCUGUCCACUCGAGAGUCCUGAGUAUCCACCUUGCAGCGACGACAUCGAUAGCGUCGUUGCCUGUCUCGAGCAACAAAUUGAUAUACUGUUGGCGACAGUACAUCACAAGGAGACGUUCACAAAACUGGUGUCGGAAAAUGAAUCGUUACGUUUGGUGGAGAUCCCAGAAUGGGCAGGGCUGGGUGGCGUGAGAUACUCUCCUCCGUGGACGUGGGAUUUAGCUAAAAACGAGUUGAACAAUCUGAACGGACAACUGGUCGAAACUCUGAGGCAUACGGACAUUGCGUUCUCUCUAGGCACAGACGACGAGGGACUGGCUUUUGUGCGAUUCGGAAUGGUUACUCAUGAGACGGAUGUGGAAGAUUUGUUGUCGCUCGUUUUAAAAGUUGGCCAGGAUUUGGAAGCCAGUUCCAAGUUGAUGGACACAAUGUCUGAAGUUGUCAAACGUGGCAUAGAAGCCGCGCAGACAGACUUGGAGCGCGAAAACGCUGAAAACGCUGAAAAACUAUUGCAAGAGGGAAUGGUAAAAAUACUUCGACACGUGCCCGUUGUAGGAACUUUCGUUAAUUGGUGGAAUCCACCGCCAAAAGAAAGUGGAGUCAGGGGCAGAAGCCUAAAUCUCCAAGCAGGAGUUGUCGAGAGUACAGAAAACAUUUACAAAUAUCACAUGCAACUUCAGCCCAACUCGACGACGAGCAAUGGCUCGGGAGGGGCUCGAACGCCGCCUCAGCCUAUGAUCCAAACACCUGUGAGUCAAAGCCACAGCCGAUCCUCCAGCCAUUCCAGUCAACAGAGCGGCAAGACGUCGUUACAAAACAUCAUUACGACAGUCACUGUACCGUCUCCACCGGUAAACAAGGAUAAAACGAUAGAGUAACGUUUAUAUUUUUUGUAAAAGGAUGUAAUUGUUGAAAAAUAUUUGUAUGAGAAAAAAAUUGCAUGCUAGGUAAUAUUUUUCAUUGAGCUCCAGAAAGUGGAAUAACUGCGAGAGAGAAAGAGAGAGGGAGAGAUUGUUGUUCAUCUGUUUUUUUUAUCCAAUGA